This is a messenger RNA of Nerophis lumbriciformis (worm pipefish), 1467 nucleotides long. RefSeq names its product SPARC (osteonectin), cwcv and kazal like domains proteoglycan 3 (gene spock3). Gene Ontology annotation, molecular function: protein binding; calcium ion binding; collagen binding. The record is from RefSeq and is a predicted model, not a curated record. Gene Ontology annotation, biological process: anatomical structure development. NCBI's taxonomy places the organism in Eukaryota, Metazoa, Chordata, Actinopteri, Syngnathiformes, Syngnathidae.
AGAGAGAGAGAGAGAGAGAGAGAGGGGUGUAUUAGAGUGCUAAUAGCAGACAGAAGACACACACACACACACACACACACACACACACGGUAGAUGAGAUGAGACUGUGGACGAGCGGACGUUACAAGAUGCAGAGCGUCGCCUUGCUGUGCGUGUGCGCGUGCGCGUGCGCCGUCGGACGCGUCUCAGCUCGCUCCGACGGCGGAAAUGUGCUGGACGACAAGUGGCUGAGCGGAAGAUGGGAUCAGUUCCGAGAUGAGCCUGGAAGCUGGACUCCAUCCAAGGCUUUGGACCAAGGUCUCCAUCCCGCCAAUGACCCCUGUUUGAAGGUCAAAUGUGGUCGCCACAAGGUGUGUGUGGCCCAGGACCGCAAGCUGGCUACCUGUGUCAGCCAGAGGGGGGUUAGCUUUAAGGAUGCCAGCUUGUAUCAGAGUCCUGGCUCAAAGUGCCAGCCCUGCCCUGUGGUCCACCCCUCCCCCGUGUGUGCCACUGAUGGACACACCUACUCCACCAAGUGCAAGUUGGACUACCAGGCCUGCAUCAGCGGGAAGAAGAUCACUGUCAGGUGUGCCAGCAUGUGUCCUUGCCCCGCUACACCUGAAGAGAGGACAGUGUGCAGUGAGUCAGAGGUGAAGGAGGUCAUAGGUCGUCUGAGGGACAUGAUCCAGGUGCUGCAUGACACCAGGAGAGACAUGGUGGAGAAGAAGAAGUUUGAGGUGGGGGUGUGGCCCGCCUGCAAAGAGGCUCUGGGGUGGAUGUUCUCCCACCUGGACACGGACUUGAACCUCCAGCUGGACCGCUCUGAGAUGAGGACUCUGUACUCGGACAGGAAGGAGCCGUGCUCCCACGCCUUCUUCAAGUCAUGUGACACGCACAAGGACGGCCUGAUUGGCGGCUCAGAGUGGUGCAGCUGUUUCCAGCGCUACACAGACUCUCCUUGCAGAGAUGAGCUCGCCUCCAUCAAUAGGAAGCAAAUGGGAAAGAAGCUGCUUGGCCAGUAUCUGCCAUCGUGCGAGGAGGACGGCUACUAUCGCUCCCAGCAGUGCCACAGCAGCAGCGGGCAGUGUUGGUGUGUGGAUCGCUAUGGCAACGAGCGGGCCGGCUCACGCACCCACGGCGCCGCCGACUGCGGCGCACCCCUGGAGUCUUCGGGGGAUCCCGGCAGCGGCGACUGGACGAUGGCGGAGGACGAUGAAGAUUCGCUGGUACUCAGCGAGCAGGACGGCGAGGACGGCGAGGACGACGACGACGACGACGAAUACGUCUUGUAAUUUUAUUUUUAUUUUUUUUCCAAGAAAAGCUUGGUCAAAGUGUGUAGGCCAGCUUGUCCACGGUCCUAACAGUCCACGGACUCAAUCAUCAGUGUGGAUGUGGUCACAUGACCCGCCUCCUCCACUCCCCCGUCUAGACGUAGAUAAGAUAACAUCCUCUUCAUCUCAACUGUAACACAAGAAGAUAAAGGUGCAA